Molecule: messenger RNA, 1313 nt
Organism: Mytilus californianus (California mussel)
Lineage: Eukaryota; Metazoa; Mollusca; Bivalvia; Mytilida; Mytilidae
Product: peroxisomal sarcosine oxidase-like
Exons: 8
Coding region: 56-1201 (381 amino acids)
Cellular component (GO): peroxisome
Molecular function (GO): sarcosine oxidase activity; L-pipecolate oxidase activity; flavin adenine dinucleotide binding
Source: RefSeq, a predicted model, not a curated record
UGUUGUCCUCGUUAUUAACCUAUUUGAACGGUUAUACUCGCAGGUAACGUAGGAAAUGAUAUAUGAUACUAUUGUUGUGGGAGCGGGGAUAGAGGGAUCAGCUACGGCCUACCAUCUGGCAAAACAGGGCCAAACAACACUACAGUUAGAACAGUUUCCUCUUCCACACAACAGAGGUAGUUCCCAUGGGCAGAGUAGAAUUACAAGAAAGGCUUAUGGCCCAAAAGAACAUUACACCAUUAUGAUGAAGGAGGCCUUCAAACUAUGGGAAGUUCUAGAAAGAGAAAGCAAAACUUCUGUAUUUAGACAAACAGGAAUGCUGACCAUGGGUACAACAGAUAAUACUUUUGUUAAUGGCACUAUACAGUCGCUGAUAAAACACAAUAUGGCGAUGGAUAUUUUAGAUUCGACCCAGGCCAAGGCCCGGUUUCCUAUGGUAUCAUUUCCAGACGACUUUACAUUUGUGUUAGAUCACAGUGGGGGUAUACUUCGAGCAGACAAAGCCCUUAAAGCUUUUCAAGACCAGUUUCAGAAAUUUGGUGGAGAAUUACACGAUGGAGAACCCAUGGUUAACAUUUUACCAGGGGACGUAAUAACAGUACAGACAACUAAAGGUUCAUACAAAUGUCGAAGUCUGGUGUUAACUGUUGGUCCAUGGGCUACGAGGAUUCUACCUGCUAUUGGUGUAAAUGCACCUCUGAAGCCAAUGAGAAUUAACGUGUGUUACUGGAAAGAGAGAACGAAGGGAGAAUACGGUGCUGAUAGAUUCCCAGUGUUCUUCCAGAUUCCAGCAAUAGACGGAUACGAAGUGUAUGGACUACCCAGUGAAGAAUACCCUGGGCAUGUUAAGAUCUGUUUACAUGCAGGACCGGAGAUAGACCCAGACAAUAGAGAUGCUGCAGAUGAUAAAUGGGUGAUAGAUAAAAUAUCUGAAUAUGUAGCCAGACAUUUUCCAAACUUAGUUCCUUCGCCUAGUAUUGUCGAAACAUGUAUUUAUACGAUGUUACCUGACGAAGACCUUAUUUUAGACACCCAUCCAUCGUGGAAGAAUAUCAUAAUCGGAGCGGGAUUUUCAGGACAUGGAUUCAAGCUGGCACCAGUUGUGGGAAAAGUCUUAGGAGAACUGGCCAUGGGAAAGUCACCAUCAUAUGAUCUCACGCCUUGUAAAAUUAACAGAUUUUUCCCGAAGUCCAAAAUAUAAAUGUGAUAAAUACAUUUGAUUAAAUGACUAAUACCUAUUCAUGAUGCUUAAAAAUAACAAUACCAUAUAGUAUUUAGGAUGGUAUAAUAAAAUUAAAAACAAACUAAACGUC